UGUUGUAAGCAGUAAAACACCAGCCCUUGCUUGUAGAAAACAAACGACAAAUGUGUACACAGUGACUUUUUGUAUAUUUAUUAAAUUGUGAACUGAUUGGAUGAGUUGGUAGAAAACAUGAUUUAAUAAUAUUGUACAGUGGACUACUACAAGAUAAAACAAGAAUAAUGGGAGCCACAGACUCUCGACCAAACAUGAGGAUUGUACUUCUUGGGAAAACAGGAGAUGGGAAAAGCAGCGCUGGGAAUACCAUUCUUAAACAGAAACUAUUCAUGAGUAAAGCUUCACCUGAAUCUGUGACAUAUGAAUGUAUAAGCGGAGACCGUAAGGUUUAUGGGAAAAAUAUCACAGUUAUUGACACACCUGGAAUUAUGGACACAAGUGCUGAUGAGGAGACUAUCAAAAAGGAAAUUAUUAGAUCUGUAAUUGAAUGUGCUCCAGGUCCUGAUGUCUUUACCAUUGUUUUAAAGGUUGGAAGGUACACAGGACAUGAAAUGGAGAUUGUGGAUAAAAUUUUAGAAUAUUGUGGAGAGAAUACAUUUAAACAUUCAGUGGUUUUAUUCACUCACGGUGAACAACUUGAGGGUCAAACUAUAGAGGAAUUUGUGAAGCGGAGUUCAAAAUUACAGGAGCUUGUUGAUAAAUGUGGAGGUCGCUGUCACGUCAUUGACAGUAAAUACUGGAACAAACGCCACAUGGGAUACAAGAGCAACAAGGUCCAGGUGAAAAAUCUUCUGUUAACCGUAGAGCAGAAGUUAAAAGACAAUGAGAACAGCUGCUACACCAAUGAGCUAUUACAAAUAGUAGAGGAAGAAAUUCAAGAGGAGAUAAAGAACAUCAAAGAGGAAAACUUGUCUCCAGAAGAAAAACGAGAAGUAGCAAAGAAGAUUGUUAACAAAAAACUUCUCAUUAAACUUGCAGGAGUUACAACGGGGACACUGACUGGUGCAUUCCUUGGCAUUGGUGUUGCAAUAGCAUCCGUUGUGGCUUUACUUAAAGCAGCCAGCAUUACAGGAGCAGCAGCAGCAGCUGCUGGAGCCACAGGUGUAGCAGCAGGAACAGCAGUGGCAGAGGCAGGUCUCAUCACAGGAGCUGGUAUUGGAGCAGCAGCUGUCACAGGAGCCGGUAUUGGAGCAGCAGGUGCCACAGGAGCCGGUAUUGGAGCAGCAGGUGUCACAGGAGCCGGAAUUGGAGCAGCAGGUGUCACAGGAGCCGGUAUUGGAGCAGCAGGUGUCACAGGAGCUGGUAUUGGAGCAGCAGGUUCAGGAAUUGCUGCAGGUAUUGCAGGGGUUGGAGCAGCAAGUUCAGGAGUUGCUGCAUGUGUCAUUUUGGGAGCUGCAGCUUUUGCGGGAGCAAUUGGAGGAGGAGUCACUGGAUAUAAAGCAGCCGAAGACGUUGAUUCCGUUUCAGAUGCAAUAAAGAAUGCAGCAAAACUUAACUAUGAAAAUGCAAAAGGCGUUGUCAAAAAGGCAGAAAAACACAAAUUCAAACUUUUUAAAAAUGAGUAAAACAAAUUGUAUUAUAUGUUCAUAUAUAAUAAAAUAAAAUCACUGUAUGUUCAUUGUAUGGUCACGCUAUAAUUUAUAAUUAAGUAUAUUUUGGUUGCCAAAAUUAAAUGUCUUUCACUUGUUCUGUUUGUGUAGUUCAAGAUUAAUUAUUUUUACAAGAAUAAAUAAACAUACACUUCUAUACAAA
Paramisgurnus dabryanus is the source of this 1695-nucleotide messenger RNA. RefSeq names its product GTPase IMAP family member 7-like. The record is from RefSeq and is a predicted model, not a curated record. Gene Ontology annotation, molecular function: GTP binding. Lineage: Eukaryota; Metazoa; Chordata; Actinopteri; Cypriniformes; Cobitidae.